ACUUCCGGAGGUCCGUCGGAAACCUCAACCGUCAAAAGACAAAAGAAUCUAUUAGAAUCCGCGCUAUAAAACGGGCCAUCCGCUCUAAAUUAUCAGUCAAACCCUCGAAGAAACUUUCAAAAGAAACACUGCUUUUAAAAUUGUGAAAUACUUUCCGCAGUUUCCGUUAAAAAUCAUCGGAGAUUGUUACGUAAUCGACCGGAAGUAAACUGGUGACAAUGCGGCUUUAAAUUAUGGCUACCCCCUCCGUUUUGCAAAGAAACCUUACUAACCGACCCCUCUCCCUAACAUUGUGAACGAAAUCCUGCUCCCCCUUCCUUGCAAAUUAAAUUUUGGCUCCCCCUCCCCUUUGCAAGAAAACUCUGGCAAACCUCUCUCCACCUUCCACCCCCCUCCCCUUUUGCAAAUGCUGCCUUCGCUACCCAGGAGCAACGGGAUCAAAGGGUAAGUGUAACAACACUAACACAAAUGAGAGAGGGCAUCCAGGGUCGUAGUUUUAAUUAAACAAAAACAACGCCGUCUUUCAACGGUACAACUUGUAACAAAUCAGAGAUGAUAGUGAUCAGUCCAGAAUCAUCGCCAUAAAAGUUCCACUUCGCUUGUUUGCGUCUGCACCCGCCUCGUAAAUCAUCCGUCAUGGAAAAUAAAGGGAACGUCUCGCGAAGAUAUGUAAUAAUCGCUGGUGCUGUGUUGAUUGUGGCUUUGGUUGUACUUAUAGUCGGCAUUGUUCUUAUUGUCAAAAGUUCUAAUGCCAAUAAUUGCACUGAGAAGGGAAAAGUUAUUGAGUCUCCGUUCUGUGAGCUUUCAGAGGAAGGUAAACGAAUCGGACUGGAGGAGUUCAUAAAACGCGUGCAAAAAACCUACUAUAACUUACAUCCAUUCAAUGUUAUUUUCGACCCCGACGUGAAUCUUAAUCGUCUACGGGUGGAAUAUUCCGCUUUCGACAUAACUCCUCGUCUUAUCAAACAGCGAACCGACGCCUCGUGGGAGCUCCUAGAUGAGCUCAACAACAAAUCGAUACGCUCUGAGGAAUUGAAACCCAGAGAACGCAAAGCAAUCCAGCAGUUAAAACACUACCUUAAGCACGUGUUUGGUACAGUGUACGACUCGAAUUUCUACUCAGGGGAAUGGAUGCUGGGCCCUGACUUGUUCUGCUAUAGGCACAUUUGCUAUCUGGGGUACAGUUUGUACGGCGUGCUGAUGAACCUGAAGCCCAAGAGUCUGGAAGAUAUGGAGAUUAUCUUGCAAAAGUUGAAGACUCACGAGGCGGCAGUUGAACAUUACAUAGAGAACAUGAAGAUGGGAGUACGGAAGGGAAUGGUUCGUUCUGUUGGGCAGUGUGAGGCAGGGAUAAACUCCAUUAAACGCCGUUAUCUGAAAAUAUCCAAGUACAAUGAAUCAGGUAACGAAACGACCGCUUCUUAUUUAGGCCUAGAAAUUGAGUGCAGUCAUAGAUAUCACAUGGAAAAAGAAAUGUUUAGAAUUGACCGAUAUUUUGGUGGUUGAAAUGGGUGCUCAAGUGGAGGUAGAACUAGAAAUCGACUGCUACUAAUGAAAGGUGAGGUAAUCCAAGGGAUAACCAUGCGCGUCAACAGCGGGUGCGCAGGGUGCGCGCGUACCCCCCCCCCCCCCCCCCCCCUUGGCGGCCAAACCAAAAACUGGAUCAUUUUUCAAAUACCAGGCUUUUUCCAUAAGAUACCAAUGAUCCCCCCCGUUAUCCAAUCCUGGGUACACGUCUGAUCUUCAUGUGUUGUAAGGCAAGAAAAGGUAAGCCUAACGCAUAUGUGAUUGCGUAAGAGUAUAGUGUAGUAUGCCGUGUAAAGUAAGGCGAGAUUUGACUCAAUGGAGCGGCGUUAACAAUCUUCCAGUACGAGUAAUGUAGGCCUGUGAAUGAAAACGACUGGGGGAGGGGAAGGGGGGCGGGGAAUAUUUGAUAAUCCUAACCCUAAUCCCUUACCCUAACUCCACUCGUGCGGUCUAGAUAUGCUCCUCUUGAAGCAGGCCUUGAAAUUCACUGCUACUUGUAGUAUUAUUAUUAGUCUUAUUGGGAACCGUGUGUUAGGUAAGAGAUCCCUGGGUUUUUUUUUUAAGUUUACUCAGAAGCUUUUUUCAGUUUAGUAAUGUCCACUCGGCGAGCUUCACCAAAGUUAAUAUAGCACUAAUCUUUGUUUAUUUCCCAUUCGUGACAGUGCAAAAGAGGUAUCUUGAUAAGCAAUGUCGCGAAGGCCCAAGAUGACCCCCAAGAUAAGCGCAUUCUAACCAAUAUUCCGUUAAUAAUGUAUAGAACCGGUAGUAACAUACAUACAAGUGGUUUUCCGGUCAGACAUUAUCUCGGCCAUUUUGAGAAGAGCAAACUUUAUUUCUUUUUUUUUUUAUCGAUGACUAGAAUAACGGCAUUUAAUUAAUAAAGAGACACAACAGCAGUCCGUCCGUAAUUAAGAGUUAGCGAUGGUCCGAAACUUAUUUUCACAUACGUCUACGUCCUCCAUACAAAAGACUCGAAGAUGACGUCGUCAUAACCUACGGCAUCUCGGCCAAUCAGAGCGUACUCUUAUAACUUCUCGGCCAAUCAGAGCGUUCUCUUAUAACUUCUCGGCCAAUCAGAGCGUACUCUUAUAACUUCUCGGCCAAUCAGAGCGUACUCUUAUAACUUCUCGGCCAAUCAGAGCGUACUCUUAUAACUUCUCGGCCAAUCAGAGCGUUCUCUUAUAACUUCUCGGCCAAUCAGAGCGUACUCUUAUAACUUCUCGGCCAAUCAGAGCGUACUCUUAUAACUUCUCGGCCAAUCAGAGCGUACUCUUAUAACUUCUCGGCCAAUCAGAGCGUACUCUUAUAACUUCUCGGCCAAUCAGAGCGUACUCUUAUAACUUCUCGGCCAAUCAGAGCGUACUCUUAUAACUUCUCGGCCAAUCAGAGCGUCUUCUUAUAACUUCUCGGCCAAUCAGAGCGUACUCUUAUAACUUCUCGGCCCCCUUUUGCACCCCUUGAUCUUUUGUACCAAUCACAUGAGAAACACGAAACUCCUCUUGAUUUGAUUGUCGUAUUUUUAAUGACUCUAAUUUGAUACCUUCAUGCUUAUCAUGUGUUCAUGUGACGGUUGAGGAUCUACCACAGAGCGAUUUCAAAGUGAACGUUGGGUCAAGCUUCUCAUAGAUUUAGUUAAGUGCGCAAUAAACGAUUUGCAAAGCUAAUUUCUUAUAUGUCCUUGUUCUCUCGUUUGUGCAUUUUACUUGAAUGAUUCAUCAAGACAAUUUCUUACAUUUCACUGUUCUCUCGUUUGUGCGUUUUACUGGAAUGGUUCACCAAGCCAAUUUCUUAUAAUUCACUGUUCCCUCUUCUAGGCGUUUCAUUUGAAUGGUUCAUUAAGCCAAUUUCUUAUAAUUCACUGUUCUUCCCUCUUGGCGUUUUACUUGAAUGGUUCAUCGAGCCAAUUUCUUUGUCACUGUUCUCUCUUUUAGGCGUUUUACUUGAAUAGUUCAUCAAGCCAAUUUCUUAUAUUUGACUG
Messenger RNA from Nematostella vectensis (starlet sea anemone), 3505 nucleotides. RefSeq lists its product as uncharacterized. The coding region runs from base 637 to 1506 and encodes 289 amino acids. The transcript has a single exon. NCBI's taxonomy places the organism in Eukaryota, Metazoa, Cnidaria, Anthozoa, Actiniaria, Edwardsiidae. The record is from RefSeq and is a predicted model, not a curated record.